Anopheles nili is the source of this 3832-nucleotide messenger RNA. It is a transcript of the gene anchor, whose product is annotated as integral membrane protein GPR155. Gene Ontology annotation, cellular component: membrane. Bases 1 to 2910 code for a protein of 969 amino acids. The transcript is spliced from 7 exons. Lineage: Eukaryota; Metazoa; Arthropoda; Insecta; Diptera; Culicidae. Gene Ontology annotation, biological process: intracellular signal transduction; transmembrane transport. The record is from RefSeq and is a predicted model, not a curated record.
AUGGAUCCCCAGCAGCACCCGCUGUUCCUGUCAAGCAACAGUUUGCUGGCCACAAUGGCGCACGCACUACGCCAUCUUAAUGGGACACUCACGAACAACGGCUCCAGCCAGUACCAGCUUCCGGUUGCCACCACCACCGGUGCCUCUGGGCUACUCGAAAUGACACCCUUUCGCAACGAGAGCACCUUCAUUAACCCUCCGGACGCAGACGACGACAAUACGCCAACGAUCUCGAUGGACAAUCUCUACCCAGCGCUGAUACAGUGCUUCGCCAUCAUAAUUUGUGGCUACCUCGCAGGACGACUCAACAUCAUCAGUAACUUCGAGGCGAAGGGACUUAACACGUUCGUCGGCACGUUUGCGUUGCCAUCGGUCAUUUUCCUCUCCCUGGCCGAACUGAACUGGAGCACGGUCAACUGGAACUUCCUGCUCUCGAUUCUGAUCGCGAAGACGAUCGUGUUCCUGUCGGUGGGCAUUAUUUCGCUGUUGGUCGCACGACCCGUCAACUAUGGCCGGGCUGGUCUUUUGGCGAUCUUUUGCACCCAGAGCAACGAUUUCGCCAUCGGAUAUCCUAUCGUGUCGGCAUUGUACUCAAAAAUCCAUCCCGAGUAUGCGUCGUACAUCUACCUGCUGGCGCCCAUCUCGCUGGCCAUCCUCAAUCCCAUCGGGUUCGUGUUGAUGGAAAUUUCUAAAAUAAAGGAGAAAAACGCUGAAAAUAAUCAAUCGGCAAACGAAGUAGCGAGCCACCCACCCACGACAUGCCCCGAACUGGCCGCACAAAACCGUCGCAAAAUCCUCAAAGGAAAGGCGCUGGUCGUUUUCAAGAUGGUCGAGUCCAUCUUCUUCAAUCCGAUCCUGCUCAUGACGCUGCUGGGUGUGAUCGGUGGGCAGAUCUUCUCCAACGGGCUUCCGGUGUAUCUUUCGAGCGUGUUGCGUUCCCUGGGAAAUUCCUUCUCCGCUACGGCACUAUUCCUGCUCGGUCUGCGCAUGGUCGGGAAAGCUUCGACACUGCAGGGACCGGGUUUGAUCCUGCCCGGCAUCCUGAUCCUCGUGAAGCUGCUGGUAUUCCCGCUCGUAACGCGCCAAACGGUUAACAUCAUGAAUGCUGGGGCAAACUUUAGUGAAACCACUGACCUGAGCACGUUCGGGUUCCUUUACGGCACGUUUCCGGCCGCUCCGGGUGUGUUUGUGAUCGCGUCACAGUACAACCGGGACGUGGAUUUGAUCGCUAGCAGCAUGGUCGCCUCGACGUUUAUCAGUGCACCGUUGAUGUUCAUCUCGGCGAAGAUGAUCACGAUCACCAACCUUACACCGGCAGACUACCUGAACGAGCUGGACAAAUUUUCCUUCGACAUCAGCAUUGUGGCGAUCAUUGCAGGAGUUUGGAUGUUGCUGUUGCUUGCACUUACGCGGAAAGUGAAGCGAAUGCCCCAACGCAUCACGUGUUGUCUGCUCGUAUCGCAACUCAUCUGCAACGUCGGUGUCAUUCUAUGGUCCACACUUGAGCAGGACAGCCUGUGGAAGAUGUACCUGCAGUUUUACUUUUUCACCAUCGGUUGCUACAGCAGCCGGUUGUGGACGGCUUUCCUCGCUAUUACCAUACUGUUCCUGCAAUGCCGCAGUCUUUGCUUCGUGCUUAAACUCUGGCCAGUGUUUAUUGUCGCAGCCUGGGGUUUACCAACGGUGAUGGUCUCGUUGCUGCUGUUUGUCGAUGGGAAAAACAUUGUGCCGACGGAAAAGCGAAACCCAAGCUUUCAGUACGGCAAUGCACAAGCCGCAAUCGCCGUGUUCCUGUUGGUGAUGUGUUUCAUUGUCACCGUGGGUUGUUUAAUACUGCACCAACGCUUUAAAAAGCGACACGAACGCUAUCUUACGCUUUCGCGCGAGGUAUCAUCACCGGAAGCGGACUCGAGCCCCGUCACAACCAGCUCGGUGGUGAAUCUGCUGACAGGCGGUGGAAAUUCGACCAUUCACCAGCGGAGACGCCACUCAGUGACGUCAAGCGAUGACGAAAUCCUUCCGACAUCCGGAUGUCAGCCAGGUGUGGGAAAUGGCGGGUGUAGUGGUGCGGCAGGGACACCAAACGGUGGCGCAGGAUGCUGCAGUAGCUCAUCCGGCACGAUCCGCACGGUAGUGGACAUUGAGGAUCUGGCCAUCGGGAGUAGCAUCAAUAACGGUGACGUCACCGACAGUGCCGGUUCUCCGACGAUCCAACCAAGCGGAAUGUGCGCGGCACAGUUCAAUUGUCCAACCGCCGGAAAGCAACAGUGUCAGUCGCUUAUCGAUCGUUACCGCGAGCAAGCCAGCGAUGGAUUGGAACCACUCGAGUACGACAAAACCGGCGACGAGCAGCAGAUACUGCGCCACAUGGUUUUACUUAUCUUGCUGCUAUGUUCGAUGUUCGUUGGGCUGUCGCUUUCCGUGUGGACGCUCGUCAUGGAGGGCAUGUCGGGUAUUUACGUGGAGCUCACGUUUCUCGACGCGUUCCUCAACUUUGGCCAAAGCAUCAUCGUCCUGGCGGUGUUCAUCACGGACACCGGCGAGUUGCUCCUGCCGAUGAUGAAGUUCUGGCGCAAGGUUUGGUACGGUGCGAACCUGCUGCAGUUGCCCAUCUGGAGCGAGCUGAGCUCGGAAACGCGGCACGUGUGCGAUCAGUUCACCACACAUCACCUCGAGAAUUGCCGGAAGGCGAUCGCCAAAGACAUUCGCUGGCGCAUCAAGGUGUACCGGCGCGUGUUUUACGGCAACGUCUUCGUCGAUUGGCUGCUGGAAGUUGGUCUGGCGAAGGAUCGAACCGACGCCACACAUUACGCCCGCCGGCUGAUUGAUGGACGCGUUCUACGGCAUAUUAACAACGUGUAUCACUUCCACGAUCGAAAUCUGCUCUACACGUUCUGCGAACGGUUGUAAGGCCUCUCGGUGUGGAACCCGGUGGGGAAAACACCAAACGCACAAAGGAGAAACACACGCACCGGCUGGUUAUUGCUUCUCGUGCAGCCAUUGUCGCCUUGACGUCGUAGGUGGAAGUAGAUGUACCAUGAAUCAUACGCGACCAAACGCAUGAUUAGAACUAUUGUACUUCCUCCUCCCCUGCGAGGCGACAACAGGAAGGAAUGUGCCGCUGGUGUGCUGUUUUUCACGUACGAUAACCUAUCGGAACGAUAGUUAUGCCAAAAAAGAAACCGCUCCUGGAGCAGAUCCUUUGUUUGAUAGUUACAUUAGAUGGCGUAGCUAGUUGCGUUGUACAUUGUUUUAAAGCUUGUUAGGAUCGAAUGUGUAAGGAUGAUGAGGAAUGGAGGCAGAGGGACUUACCUUUUGCAGCCAUGUGAUAUGAGAAGGCUAGAUGAGGAACGGGGACCGACAUCGAAACACGCACCAAGAGUAGUUUGGUGAGGCGUUCAAACUGUUUUUUUGUUCUUUUUUUUAUUCGAACGAACGAUCGCCAAAUACUACUAAGUGCUGUAAGCAUUAGCAGUAGGGGAAAAGGACCUUCUGUAGAGUAGCGCUAUUGGCGUAAAUAACUCUCAACACCAAUUUCGCAUUGUGCAACACAAGACAACGGUGUGCUUUAAAUAAAAGUCUAUACACGUUAAGAAAAACACAAAGUAUUGAAAUGGCAGCAGGCGUAUCAUGUGGUCGGGGAUAUAGGAUGGCUACGAGCACUUCAUCGUACCAUGUAUACGCGCCUCGUCUCAACUGCGGAAGCUCAAAUCUCUAGGCGGAGGGAGACGAUAAAAAAAACCACUGUCUAGCGUAAUCAUUAGAUGCCGAUGUACUAUUUAUUGUGUAAAAAUAAACUAUAAUAUUGAUACCGCACAGCCUCUAGCCUUUA